CUUGAGAACCACAGGUCUCAACUUAGAGCUUUACCUUUUCUAAUUCUGUAUUAUACUACUCCUCUAUUAUGCUGUGUUUCCUUCUCUUUUCUGGAUUUCUGCAUUACCAUAGGAGAUUCACCAAUUUUUGUUGGAGAACAGAAAGAAAAGAACACCCUUUUUAGUUGUAUUAAUAGAAAUGAAAUGGGAUCAGUUUGUUGCAAUUACGCUGGCCAUCAAACAAAUUGCUGGGAAUACUGUCAAGCAAUUUUUCGAACAGAUACUUCUCCGGGCCCUUCCCAGAUAAAGACUCUUGAAAAUUACUGCGUUUCUGUGAGCCCAAUGUUACUGAAUUGUGUGAAUAACUAUACACAGUCAUAUCCAAUGAGAAAUUCAACAGAUAGUUUAUACUGUUGUGAUAGAGCAGAAGAUUAUGUUUGCCAAACAGCUUGUAAAAGGAUACUAAUAUCAAUGAAAACGGAACAUGAAAUUGUGGAUGGACUUAUUGAAAGCUGUAAAACAAUGCCUCUUCCACAGGAUCCUCUUUGGCAAUGUUUCUUGGAGAGCUCAAGAUCUGUUCAUCCUGGAGUGACACUGCAUCCACCACCUUCAACAGUUCUCGAUAGUGCUAAGUUGCACUGCUGUUCCAAAGCAAAUACUUCUUUGUGCAGGUGGUAUCUGGCUGUUUCUAGAGCAGUGGUGUGGUGGCAAGGGAAGGCUUCCAUCCAAGAUGUGUGUACUAAACUUUAUACAAGCAGCUGGGGCAAUACACAAAGCUGGCAAGAAUUUGAUCGUUUUUGUGAAUAUAAUCCCAUUGAAGUUUCCAUGUUGACUUGCUUAGCAGAUGUACGUGAACCUUGUCAGCUUGGCUGUAGAAAUCUUACUUUCUGCACUAAUUUUAAUAACAGGCCUACUGAACUCUUCAGAAGCUGCAAUGCCCAGUCAGAUCAAGGAGCUAUGAAUGAUAUGAAACUUUGGGAAAAAGGAAGCAUUAAGAUGCCUUUUAUAAAUAUCCCUGUACUUGAUAUUAAAAAAUGCCAACCAGAAAUGUGGAAGGCAGUUGCUUGUUCACUGCAAAUUAAACCUUGUCAUAGUAAAUCUAGAGGAAGUAUUAUUUGCAAGUCAGAUUGUGUAGAAAUUCUCAAAAAAUGUGGAGACUUAAGCAAAUUUCCUGAGGGACAUAUGGCUGAAAGCAUCUGUGAACUUUUAUCUCCAGCUGAUGAUUUGGAGACUUGCAUACCUUUAGAUACAUACCUUCGUCCAAGUACAUUGGAUAAUAUUGUGGAAGAUGUUACACAUCCCUGUAACCCAAAUCCCUGUGCUGCAAAUCAAUUGUGUGAAGUAAAUAGAAAAGGAUGUCAGCCUCUCGAACUUUGUCUUCCUUAUUUUUGUAUACAGGGCUGCAAAUUGGGUGAAGCCUCUGAUUUUAUUGUCCGUCAAGGUACACUCAUCCAAGUACCAUCUUCUGUUGGAGAUGUUGGGUGCUAUAAAAUUUGCACGUGUGGCCAGAAUAGUUUGUUAGAAAAUUGUAUGGAAAUGUAUUGUAUUGAUCUCCAAAAGUCAUGCAUUGUUGGAGGGCAAAGAAAAAGCCACGGAACAUCUUUUAAUAUAGACUGCAAUGUCUGUUCAUGUUUUUCUGGGAACUUGAUAUGCUCCACUCGUCAGUGUCUCAAUGAAUUAAGUUCAGAUGAUGAACAUCACCUAUUUACAGGUCUGCCAUGUAACUGCGCCGAUCAGUUUGUCCCAGUAUGUGGCCAGAAUGGACGUACUUAUCCAAGUGCAUGUGUAGCACGUUGUGUUGGGCUACAUGAUAAUCAAUUUGAAUUUGGCUCCUGCAUUUAUAAGGAUCCUUGUAACUCUAAUCCCUGCCCUAAAAAUCAGAGAUGUUUACCAAAGCCACAGGUUUGUUUAACAAGUUUUGAGAACUAUGGUUGUAACCAAUAUGAAUGUGUGCCAAGACAAUUCAGUUGUGGUGACCAGUUGCAAGAUCCUGUUUGUGACACAGACAAUAUAGAAUAUAAUAAUCUCUGUGCUCUGCAUCAAAAAGGAAAAAUUAUAUCAUACAAAGGCCCAUGUCAGUCUUUUUGCAACUCAAUAGAUUUGGUAUGUGGCCAUAACGGAGAAACGUAUAGCAACAUCUGUGCUGCUUUUUCUGAUCGUGUGGCUGUUGAUUACAAUGGACCUUGUCAAGCUGUAGGAGUCCUUUCUGACUACAGUUAUCAUGGAGAAUGUGUAUCUGUUACAUGUUCCCGUCUUUCAGCCACAGGAUACAAGCCAGUUAUCCCACCAGGAGCUUGUUGUCCUUUGUAUGCAGGAAUACUGAGGGUCUUAUAUGACAAAGAAAAAUUGGAUACUUUUGCCAAGAUAACCAACCAAAAGCCAAUCACAGUACUUGAAAUACUUCAAAAGAUCCGCCUUCAUGUUUCUGUACCGCAGUGUGAUGUGUUUGGAUACUUCAGCAUAGAAUCUGAACUUAUAAUUCUUAUCAUUCCUGUUGAUCAGAAUCCUAAGCCUCUUCAGAUUGAAGCAUGCAAUAAAGAAGCAGAAAAGAUAGAAUCACUGAUCAACUCUGACAGUCCUGCUUUAGCAUCCCAUGUACCUCUCUCAGCGCUUAUUGCAGCCCAGGUGAAAGUUUCAUUCAAGAUGUCUUCUUCCCGUAGUCAAGUUAUAUUAGCAGAUUAUUUGGUCUUUUGGCACGUUAUGCUAAUUUUUUUAGCUAUCAAGUGUAAUACAUAAUAAAAAAAUAUUCAGGUAGACUUUAGUAUUUAUUUUGCGAAAGACAUUCUAAUCUAGUGAAGUAACAAUGUCAUAAUCUGUGGACCUACUUGGCCCACAAGGAUUACUUCACACAGUUCCAACUGUGCCAUUUUAAUUACAAAAUUGGAUUAUUAUUUGGCAUUAACUUAAUCUUUAAUAUUUUGUAAAGUAGCAAAUAAGCAGUGCUGUACAAUAUAACCAAGUCCUGACUAUAAUAAUGUUUUUCAGUGAUGAAGGAAGCAUAAAAAAAAAAUCACUGUGGUGCUUCUGUAUACAUGCUCGAUUUUUUUAGCCUUGUUUAGUCAGGCUUGUUUGGAAAUAUCUACUGUAAGGUUUUGAAUGUUCUGGCAAGGGAAGUUCAAGUGGCUUCAGGCCUCUAUAAAUGGAAGAUCAUUUUUAGUCAGAUAGCUUGCUGUUAUUGUGAGUCUUAUAAUUUCCUAUGGAUGUGUUCAAUUAUUUUUUAAAAUUAUAGUUUUAGUGUUUUAACCAUAUUUGAUUAUUAGAUGCCCUGAGCACUAUUUUUAGUGACAAACCAAGAUAUAAAUUAAAUUAAUAAAUUAUUAAAUACUAUUGGAUAUUUUAAACUGACAAUAUUAACAGGACAUAUUAAAUGAGUGUAUAUUUACACUCAUUAACAGGUAUAACUCUAGUAUAUAUUUUUCAGUUCUCUUCUGUCACAAGUUUUAAACUGCACCUCAGCACCCAAACAUCAGGUAAUCUUUUUGGAAGUAUUAUUUUUUAUUAAGCCUAAGCUCAGUUGCAUUUUUACCAGUCCCUCCCUGCCUUAUGUAAUAAUUCUAAAUCUAGCUUAUCCAAAUAAAGUUACUAAGCAGAAUUAGAACUGUGAGGGAAAAAUUAAAAACACAAAUGCCAAAUAACAUGUUUUCCUCAUAUCAUGAAAAUGUAUGUUUCUUCUGUGCUAUGCAAGGAUACCAUAGUGUAUAUGUCCAUGCCAAUUUCUAUUUUUCAUCCGUGCAUAUAGGUCAAAUUGUCCAUAUAUAAUAAAGAUUAAUCCAGGGCAUAGUUUGUGUAUGUGAACCAUCCACUCUGCAUAUACCAAGAGCUUAUUGUAGAGGCAAGGUUGGAUUAAAAUAAUUGUUUUCAUUUUCUUUGAAGAUGAAAUUGAUGUUUGCAUUCGUUUGUCUUUUGUGUAUAAAUUUUCACAGUUGAAACAUAUUUUAUAAGAUUAAAAAAUAUUUUUAUAUUAUUUUGGAGGAGGGGUGCUGGAUGUCACAUGCCCCCUCAGUGCAAUGGAAAUAGCACUGCCUGGUUUAACAGUAUAUUAUUCAGAAUAUCCAUUUUAAAAAUUAGCUUUUGAUGAAAAUAUUGCUGCUGCUACUAAAUAAAUGUACCAAAAAUUCAUACAUUUUCAUGUAGAAUCCUAGAAUCAUAUUACUGAAAAUAAAUACAUAAUAAAGAAUAUAGGCAUAAGCCUUGUUCUGCAAAGAAUGUGAAGUAAAAUUAGUUGUGCACAGAAGGAUUUGCUGAAUACUAUUGCCCCAUUAUCGGUCAUGUUUUAAAUUAGUUUUCAUUCUUGUGUUUAAAAUAUAUAAAAGAUGCAGCUUUUAUAUAUUUACACAGAUUUUCUUUGAAAAACAAUAUGAUAAAGAGCAUUAAAUAUUUGUGAAUAUCACUCUAAAUAAUGCAGUAUUUGCAUAUUAUUCUAUAUACUUAAGUAAAGAUUUUAUAUUAUUACACUCCAAUAGGAAUGUUUUUGUACAAAUCAUAAACAGAAGCUAUCCAGGUGCUAAAUAGAGAUUUACUACAUAAUAAUCUGGAUUAUGCUUCCAUGCUUUUUGUGCACCUGAUCUUUUCUAAUAUUUUGUUAUCAGUAUUAUUAGAAGUCAUUUUGAAGUAUGUAUCAAUAGCACUAUCUGUACCAAAUUCUUAAAUAUUAAAAAAUGAAAACUAUCUUAGCAUUUCUGUUAGCAAUAAUUUGUGGCAACUAUUUUAUUUGAUGCUUAUAAAUAAGAAAUCUUUGCAAUGUAUUAUCAAAGCUUUUAUUUUAAUAAAAUAUUUUAUAUUUUAUGCCUCA
Molecule: messenger RNA, 4771 nt
Organism: Crotalus tigris (Tiger rattlesnake)
Lineage: Eukaryota; Metazoa; Chordata; Lepidosauria; Squamata; Viperidae
Gene: RECK
Product: reversion inducing cysteine rich protein with kazal motifs
Exons: 17
Biological process (GO): sprouting angiogenesis; extracellular matrix organization; blood vessel maturation
Cellular component (GO): plasma membrane
Molecular function (GO): metalloendopeptidase inhibitor activity; protein binding
Source: RefSeq, a predicted model, not a curated record